Messenger RNA from Sorex fumeus (smoky shrew), 3453 nucleotides. It is a transcript of the gene YWHAG, whose product is annotated as tyrosine 3-monooxygenase/tryptophan 5-monooxygenase activation protein gamma. Lineage: Eukaryota; Metazoa; Chordata; Mammalia; Eulipotyphla; Soricidae. Gene Ontology annotation, molecular function: protein kinase C binding. The record is from RefSeq and is a predicted model, not a curated record. Gene Ontology annotation, cellular component: cytoplasm. The transcript is spliced from 2 exons. Bases 249 to 992 code for a protein of 247 amino acids. Gene Ontology annotation, biological process: signal transduction.
GUUGUCGGCCCGCGGCACGCACAGCCGCCGCAGCCGCCUCGCGCCUGUCUCGGGGUCGCAGCUCGCGCCGCAGCCUCCGCGCGCCCGUCGCCGCCUCAGCCGCCUCAGCCGCCUCAGCGCCGCGCUCCGUGGCUCGGCCCCCCUCGGGCUCCCCGGCUCCCGCCGCGCCGUCGACGCCCUUCCGCGCGCGCCCCCCCAGCCCCAAGGCCGCCCCGGUCUCCUCCCCCGGCCCGACCUCGCCCGCGAAGAUGGUGGACCGCGAGCAACUGGUGCAGAAAGCCCGGCUGGCCGAGCAGGCGGAGCGCUACGACGACAUGGCCGCGGCCAUGAAGAACGUGACAGAGCUGAAUGAGCCCCUGUCGAACGAAGAGAGAAACCUGCUCUCCGUGGCCUACAAGAACGUGGUAGGGGCGCGCCGCUCCUCCUGGCGGGUCAUCAGCAGCAUUGAGCAGAAGACGUCCGCCGAUGGCAAUGAGAAGAAAAUAGAGAUGGUGCGCGCCUACCGCGAGAAGAUCGAGAAGGAGCUGGAGGCCGUGUGUCAGGACGUGCUGGGCCUGCUGGAUAACUACCUGAUCAAGAACUGCAGCGAGACCCAGUACGAGAGCAAAGUGUUCUACCUGAAGAUGAAAGGGGACUAUUACCGCUACCUGGCCGAAGUGGCCACCGGAGAGAAGAGGGCGACCGUCGUGGAGUCCUCCGAGAAGGCCUACAGCGAGGCGCACGAGAUCAGCAAGGAGCACAUGCAGCCCACCCACCCCAUCCGCCUGGGCCUGGCGCUGAACUACUCCGUUUUCUACUACGAGAUCCAGAACGCCCCCGAGCAAGCCUGCCACCUAGCCAAGACGGCCUUCGACGACGCCAUCGCCGAGCUCGACACCCUGAACGAGGACUCCUACAAGGACUCCACGCUGAUCAUGCAGCUCCUGCGCGACAACCUGACGCUCUGGACAAGCGACCAGCAGGACGACGACGGCGGCGAGGGCAACAAUUAAGGGCCCCGCGGACUGGCGGCGCACGUUGAUGCUACUACUGCAGUCUUUCUUUUCUUUCCCAUGAGUGGGGGGCCGGGCGGGGGAGGGGGAGGGAGGGCUGACCUUCCCGGGGGGACCCACGACCUGUCCUGUCUUUGAUCGCCUCUUUGACAUUUUUGCCAAAAUGCCACUAGUGGAGAGUCAGGCUGGCUGUGCCGGUGUCGGAUUGGCAGCCGCCCACUGGCACACGGACUGUUCUGUAGACGAAUGCGAGUCGAGCUGUCUGUUCUUUAAUUUAACUUAUUGCUAGCGAGUAGGGUUUUAAGGUGGAAAGCGAAUCGGAAGCGGAAUGACCCUCGUUCAGUAAGUUCUGUGGUUCCAGUAAGGAUUGUUCUGUGCAUAUGCUCUUGUCUUAAGUUGUGGGUAUUUUUUCUAUCUCAUCUGUUUGAGCUGUGCAUUUCUCCUCCCCCCCACCCCCAGCCUCCCCCCAGGGUGUCCUCGCACCAGACAUGGAGUAGGUUAAGAUUCCCAGUCUGUUAGACUUGACCCCCAAGGCCUAGUGCUCCUUAGGGUCGGGGCCUCGCCAGUUCCUUCACAUCUCUGAUUAGGUGACAGUAUUAACACUAAAUUGCAGUUUACAGUAUUUCUACAUGACAGCCAUAUGUAACAUCAAGCCAUCGGCAGUGUCUUGCUUUCUCUCUGCUAGUUGUUUUGACUUGCCCAUCCUGUGCUCCUCUCCUUGGCCAGAAAGGCGUGCCUGGGUCACGUCCCAGCGCCUCGGUGUGGCUCCCACGGUGCUUGGCAGGUGGCUGUGGGCGUUUGUCCUUUCAUCCAUCACCAGAACUGCUCAUCACUUGGCUAGAAACGUUAAGCAACACGAACAUGGAGAAAAUUCAGGUCUGUCUGUCUGUCCUUCUUCGUGUUGAUGCUUCUCAGAGCGCGCCCUGAUUCAGAGGCCGGCGGGAUUCGGGUGCGAGACUCCCGCGGGGGAAAGGCCGAGACCGGGUCUGGCUGGGGCCUCGGGUGUGCGGCCGCAGGAAGGCAGCCUGAAACCCUUCUCGGAUAGGCGAGACUCGAGUCUGGUUUUACCCAAACUCUCCAGGUCCUCCUUCCCUUUGGACAGAAGCUCCGAGGCUGGCGGUUGGCCUCUGUCCUGUGUGCCCAGCACACGUUCUGGCAGCGAGGAAAGGGCAUUGCUGCUGAUGCCGUCCACCCGUUUCCAGUGUGCCCACAGCCUCUUCCAGCCUCUGGCUUCUGAGGGGGUUGGAGGUGGGGCCUGUUUCUUGCUUGGGGUCAGCAUUUUCUUGGAGAUUUAGAGCGCGAGCUGCCGACCCCGGGAAGGUAGUCUCUGUCGCUUUUAGGCACGGGGGAAGGAACGAGAGGGAGCAACUGACCGUUACUCCGGCUGAAACUGCGUGGCGCUUCUCGGGAGGGCGCGAACAGGUCUGGCAGGGUCCCAUGUGGGGCGGGGGGUGAGGGUGCACCAGGGGUUGGGUGCUGUCUAUCAGGACAGUGCGGGCCGAAGGUCAGGGAACCGCCCUACAGGUCUGUGCGGUUCAGGGGUCCCGGAGCCAGGGUGAUUGAGCGUGGGGGUGGGGGCGUGGGCAUGGCAGAGCUUCCCUUCCUUUAUCUUCAUGUCCGAUGAGCGCGGCAUCCGUCCAUUCUUGUGGCAUUUGGAAAUGAUUUACUGGAAUUACAAAACCUAUUUUUUUCCCUUCCCUUCAAAUUUCAGCUUUGGCUCUGGCUGCUUUUUAGAACAAACGUGAGGUAUAGUCAUAACCCGAGGGCUACAAUCGAUGCGGGAAGGGGGAGACAUGACGUCUGAGCAGCUUGAAUGGUUUCGUUUCUUUUCUUUAAUUUUAAAGAAAUGCACUUGCCUCUGAUAGUCUCCAGUGAAGCGAUUACUUCUCCAUUACUCUAUGAUACAAUAUUGUGCAUGCUCGUGUUGUAUUUCUAUACAGUAGCUUGAAAUUUAUUAACUUAUACUGUAGGUGUUAUGUAUUCCGAUGACAAAAAAAAAUUUAAGUCUUCAAAUUUUUUAAAAGUUUUUUUAAUUUAAUUUUUCCUUUUGGGGGUAAAGUUUGCUCUACCAAAUAGUGAUUGUAACAAAUUGAUCUGUUUUGGAUGUUGCUAUAGUGACAUGCAGUUAUAUAUUUUGUUUUUAAAGGGGUGGGGGGGAGCAAAAGAAACACCAGUGUUAGCUUAAUCUUAAUGUCUGGUGUUUGUCAUGGUGAAUUAUAACUAUCGCAGUGUAGGAGAACAAUGGCCAUGUUCUCUGAAUGAGCCUUUGUGCUUUUUUGUCCUGUUAUGCAGUGAACUCUUUUUAAGGUCUAAUCAGUGAUUAUUUUUUCAACUCCGUGUUUCUCUAAGGAAUUAUUUCACACACGGACCAUUCUUAGCAGUUUUCCUCAGUGAUGGAAUAUCAUGAAUGUGAGUCAUUAUGUAGCUGUCGUACAUUGAGCAAAUAAACUUACAGAUCUGA